GAAAUCAAUAUCUGAAAAGUACGUGUUGUAAAAUGUCAAAUGAUAUACAUAGGGGGCAGAAAAUUGAUGCCCCACAGAGGACGCAUUCUGUGUCCAUCAGUGGCACUGAUACCGAUGGGCACCGCUACGCCUCAACAGAGACUAUGUGGCAGCAUGUACUUCAAGGGGAUCUUUAUGACUCUAGUGAGGGCUGGUAUGGUAAGUCAUUGGAAUACUGGAAAAAGACCCCUGCAACAUUGGAUGGGGUUCUGGGCGGUCUUCCAGGCGUUCACGACGUUGAUAUUAAGGAGUCAGGCGACUUUAUUGCAGCGCUUCCUCACCACGGUACAAAACGUGCGAUUGACUGCGGGGCCGGUAUCGGUCGCAUUGCCAAGCAUCUCCUUUGUAGGCUUUACGAGGUAACAGAUCUGUUGGAGCCAGUUGAACAUAUGUUAGAGCAGGCCAAGAAAGAACUAGAUGGUAUGCCUGUGGGAGAUUUUAUUUUAUCUUCAAUGGAAAAAGCUUCUUUGCCACCACAUACGUAUGAUUUGAUUGUUAUCCAGUGGACUGCAAUAUAUCUAACUGAUGAUGAUUUCAUCAAGUUCUUUCGUAGCUGCAAACAUGCACUCACUUCAAGCGGUUACAUUUUCUUCAAGGAAAAUUGCCUUACUAAAAGUGCUUUUCUUGUGGACAAUCAGGACAACAGUUUGACCCGAUCCGAUUUUCAUUACAAACAGUUGUUUGCGAAGGCUGGUGUGCGGGUCGUGAAAGAGUGUUUUCAAAAAGAAUGGCCUCAAGAUUUAUUACCAGUGAAAAUGUACGGUUUGAGAUAAAUGGGAAAAUGAUCUGAUGAGAGAUGCAAUUGUGUUUGUACUUUCUCCAUUACAGGGUAGAGGAUCCUUAGCGUUGCGAAAGUUUGUAAGAUCGUGUAAAAGUGCAUUAAAUAUAAAUGUGGGGUAGUACUGUGCAGGAAACACU
This is a messenger RNA of Phytomonas sp. EM1, 957 nucleotides long. Lineage: Eukaryota; Euglenozoa; Kinetoplastea; Trypanosomatida; Trypanosomatidae. The record is from the annotation of a GenBank genome assembly.